GAGCGAUGCAGUACUCGGGAAUUAGGACUAUUCUUUUGAUGACGUCCUCACUCGAACCCAUCGAUUGUUCACCACCGGCUAUGCUUUGCGCUAUAAAGACGCCACUCUAUGCUCCUGCCACAGUACCAUCAAGCUUACCUAUGUCCAUGCGGCAGCGGCGUGGCUUACGAAUGGAGAAGCUGCACGCAUAUAAAUGUCUAGCUUCCGUCGAACAUGGUUAGACCCCUUCUCCGCCAGCGACAUGCUCUUGACGAAGCUACGACCGGACGAAUGGAUUUCGACACGCCAAGUUAGAUCUUCCUUCUCCCUUCCAGUCAUCAGAGAAAUCGGAAAACAUACACUACAAAGCGGGCCAUUUGCGUUGGGAUGGACUUUACAAUGCACUAUUCUCAUCCAAGCCGUUGGAAAAAAGACCCACAAAAGAUUGCAAGCGAUCUGUAAUCUUUACGUUUUACGAGGCUCAACGCCUGCUCCGCCUGGUAGUCUGUCUUUCCGUGCAUCGAUCGGGAGCAGUCAAGAGCAGGCAAAGGUAGUCGAAGUUCUUACAACAACCAAAUGCCUUGGGACGUUUAUCCUGGAGGAAUCCACAUUUAAGGACAAGUCGCAUCUGGCCAUCAAAAUCAUGGUCGCUUUCCCGAAGGAUGUUGUUGCCCAGGUGACUGUUCCGAGCGUUAUUCGCCCAAAUGCUGCUCCCGCCGAUGCCGUGAUCCCAGAUGUUGUUCCUCCUGACGUCGCUCCUCCGGAUCUUCCUCCAGAUGUUAUUCCUCCUGAUAUCGCUCCCCCGGAUCUUCCUCCCGAAGUCACUCGCCCAGACGUUGCCCCCCCUGAGGACCCUCUCCCUCCAGUUAUUCGACCGAAUCCCACCCUUACGUAUUGGUCGAGGGUUCUAAAGGUUAUCAAGUCCACCCUCGACAAUGACGGUAAACUACCUAUUGAUCUCAAAUUCAUGGUGCAUACACGCAUGUCACCUCAUGGACGUAUCGGCUUCCCGAAGGCGGUCUUUGCGAGCAGUAUUCUAUUGGAGGGAUACUCAUCAUAUCUGGAUAGAUGUAUGCGCGUAAUUCUGAUGAAUCGAUGGCUGCUGAUAGUCGAUACUUCCAGAUGUAAAUACGGGCGCAAAGUUGGUCGAUCUCGAUUCUGAUGACAACAAGCAUACAGCGUGGGAUGCGUAUGACUAUGACGCAGAUAGUGAUUUCGAUGGGGACGACAACGAUCAAGAUGCAGCGGAUAUUGAUGCUACAACGACGCCUACGACAGAUUUUGACUUCGAAGGCUUUGAACCAGUAUGCGAGGAGCCGUUGUCAUCAUUACAUCCGUUAGCGGAAUCUGUGGAGUGGCCGAUACCGUUCCCACCAAGGUUAUCACCAGUGGCACGAACAGCAUCAGUAUCUCCAU
Molecule: messenger RNA, 1395 nt
Organism: Guyanagaster necrorhizus
Lineage: Eukaryota; Fungi; Basidiomycota; Agaricomycetes; Agaricales; Physalacriaceae
Exons: 3
Coding region: 194-1141 (315 amino acids)
Source: RefSeq, a predicted model, not a curated record